Acanthopagrus latus (yellowfin seabream) is the source of this 3114-nucleotide messenger RNA. Its product is annotated as interleukin-17 receptor C-like. The record is from RefSeq and is a predicted model, not a curated record. NCBI's taxonomy places the organism in Eukaryota, Metazoa, Chordata, Actinopteri, Spariformes, Sparidae. The transcript is spliced from 15 exons. The coding region runs from base 372 to 2294 and encodes 640 amino acids. Gene Ontology annotation, molecular function: interleukin-17 receptor activity.
AUCUCCUGAGUCAGGACAGUGACGUGCUGGUUCAAUUUUCACAUGAGUCAAACACUUCUUGGUAACUCUGACAGGGUGUGCAGCUCAGUAAUCCAUUAGGAGAAGAAACACCUCAAGCUGGAUUACUAAAUCAUGGACGCAACCACAGGAGAAGCUCCCCCACUAUCACUUACAGAUAUGCUCUGACAGUUUUGCCUCAACUCACUGCCUUCCAGGCCAGUGUGCAGUUUCAAUUUCAACUUGAUCUCCAAUCUGGAGUCAUGAUGGGGAGGAAGACGCUGGACUGGUUGAACAAGGUUUUCAUGUUGCUCCUGGAAAAAUAUUUUUAGAGAAAAAUGCUGUUGGACUAAAUUCUUCAAAUCAGAUUGAAAAUGUUUCCUCCUGGAUGGUCCAUCUGGUGCGUUUUACUGACUCUGCCUGUGUCAGCCUGUGGUGUGGAGAUUUCUGGAUACAGUGGCGAUGAGGUUAUUUGCUCACAGGGUCUUUCUGAAUGCACCAUGAAGAUGGGCUAUGAGACGGAUCUUACUGAGGCAGAUGAUGCCGUGGACGUCCUCAGCCUGACAGCAUUUCCCAAGCUCUGCUGUAAGGAUGGAGCGCCAUGUAAAAUAUGUCUGGUGUUAGACGUGGAGAUCAACAUCCGUCUGGACAUGGAGAAAGAUAUGGAGGAUGAGGGGCACUCUGGGCUCGAGGAGGAGGAGGAGGAUUACAGCGAGGAGACGAGGAAUCCAAGAGCGUCUUUGAAAAUGUGUCACUAUGCACCACUCACCAUGCCCACGUGCAAGAAGGUGGAGUUCACUGUGAAUCACACAGCUCUUACUCAACAAAACCAGUCCAAGCUGCUCAUGGUGAUUGCUGAGCCAGCCGGGGUUACCUUUGGCAGUCAUGUGACUAUUUAUCCUUCCAAACAAUCACAUCUUCGUCAGGAAGUUAGGGUUUUUCCUCUGGAUAAAGUGUGCAACCAGGUGCUGCAGGAGCGUGUGAAAGAGUGUCAUGUGCCCACACUUACGAGUGUCAUUAACCAAGAGAUGAAUCAGUUGGAACUGCAGUCUGCCAGCAGCAACAAGAGCCUGCUGCGUGUGUGCAUGCAGUAUGAGGGCAAUGGAAACUGUCAGGAGGUGACUGUGACGACGCCCAUCCCGCUGUACUCUGUGACCCCCUGCACGUGUUUCCAGGUAUGGGAGGAUGAUGGGUGGGAGAGACGCUCUAAAAGCUGCCCCUUCAGAAAAACAAAUUUCUUCCAAAGAAACUUGUGGCAGAAUGUGUCAGUGAUUGUGCGCCAUGGCCUCAUGAACGACCACGGCUCGAUGCUGUGGUGGAACUUGUCUGCCCCCUGCAGGCUGGACGGUGAAGUGUGGCCCUGUCACAGAGGGCACGGCUGCAGGGAGGUGGAGGGCUUCAGACAGCAGCUGAAGGGUGCGUGGAGACAGAACAGCAGAGGACAGUGGAAAAUAGAAGGAGUGUUUGAAGACAUCAACCUUCAGCUCUCAUCAUGUGUGAUGAUGAAACUACAGGGGCUGGAACACGGUCCAUUUUGUGUUCAGAACACUGUCAGGUGGCGCUGGAGUCUCCUGGCUAUUGGUGUCAUGCUGCUGGUCUGCCUGACUCUGCUCUUAAAAUGUGGCCUUCAGGACUAUGUGAAGAAAUGGGUGUGGAGCUUCCAUCACGGCAGAUUUGUCGAGAUUGGUGGAAAUCGUCUGGUGGUGUUGCUGAGCCCUCCGGAUGUGGAUGGUGGCGUUUCGGAGUCAGUGUGCCAGCUUGGCUCCAUGCUCUGUACCCGGGGCUUCCGCGUGUCUGUGGACCAGUGGAGCAUUAAGGAGCAGUGCACUCUGGGGCCUCUGCCAUGGCUGCACUCCCAGCUGCUGGAGCUGAACAGCCAGCGUGGCAGAGUCGUGCUCGUCGUGACCCGCAAAGCGCUGGAGAGAGCAGAGGAAUGGACUCACAGGCACAAAGAGGAUAUCAAGACAAAGGGCCAAGAGAACCGGGGUCUCCCUCUGACAGGGUCGCCUUACUCCGAUGUGUUCAUGGCCUCGCUGUGCCUUAUAGAAGCAGACAGGCUGCAGGGUCGCGCUGGAGAGCGUUUUCUACUGGCGACAUUUGACCCCCAUCCACGCAGCGACAGGAAUCUUCCCGAGCUGCUUCAGGGGCUGCGACUGUUCCAGCUUCCCUCUCAGACAGGAGCUCUGUUGACUGAGCUCACUGUGGGAGGGACAGGGAAAGGAUCAUGGAAGAGAUGGUGCCUCAGAUGGAUGGACAGCAGGGACUAUAGAAAAGGUAGGAGGGCAUCAUACUGCUGAGAAAAGCUGGAGACACAAGCAGUUGAGGCCCCUAUAGAUAUCAUGCUGAACGAUAUUGUUCACUGGUGAAGUCGGGGGUCGCGAUCACUGUGAAAAUGCUGCGGAAGUGCCCUCUUCGAUGCCACUAUGGUAGAAAGAACAUGAUAAAGGGUGCUCUACGCAUGGACAAGAUGUGGUAAAAUGCCCUCUCUCUUCUCUAAAUAUAUCAAGACUUUCUUGUGCACUGGUGCCCACCUCACGGGGCUCCGGCACCUCAACAUACUGAGUCCACCGCUGUUGUUGUUAUUUUCUGCAUAUGAAGGACAUGUUCAUCCAAAAUCGGGAUUAGGUGAGAACAAAGUGAAGUGAACUUCACUUCCCUGUUGGAAGUUUUCUGCAACAAACCAUUUGUUUUUUUGGUUUACAGGAGAUGGUUAGUAAUUCCCUUAAACAGCUGGGCUCUUGCAACAUAACUCAAGUAGGAGUGAGGAGUGUAUUUGUUGCUGGUAAAUGUCUCAGAAGGACAGGACUACAUUAUGAAGGAAAUGUCAGGAGAACAAUGCCAUUGUGCUUUUUAAUGUUGACAUCAAUGGUGGUCACGGGACAGGGUAAGUUAUAUCAGACUUUGAAGAGACAGGACUUUUUGUUGUUAUGAUUAAGUCAUUUUUGCUUUGUCAUAUCAGUGGGUAAGGUCUUUUGUUAAAGAAAUUACACAAUAUGACAAGUAUUAUCCACUCAAGCUGCACAAUGCUUUACACAGAACCGUGCAGACGGAUCAUAUCCAUGUGUUGUGAGUCUGUCAACACUUGUCUAUAAAUAAAUAUACUUAUUUUUGUGCAUG